Anguilla anguilla (European eel) is the source of this 4172-nucleotide messenger RNA. RefSeq names its product SET domain containing 3, actin histidine methyltransferase (gene setd3). The coding region runs from base 492 to 2354 and encodes 620 amino acids. The transcript is spliced from 13 exons. The record is from RefSeq and is a predicted model, not a curated record. Gene Ontology annotation, molecular function: histone H3K36 methyltransferase activity; transcription coactivator activity; protein binding. NCBI's taxonomy places the organism in Eukaryota, Metazoa, Chordata, Actinopteri, Anguilliformes, Anguillidae. Gene Ontology annotation, biological process: peptidyl-lysine trimethylation; positive regulation of transcription by RNA polymerase II; actin modification.
GCUACGAGAUGGCCAGCUAGCUAACAUUAGUGUCGACUGUUCUAUAUGCUUUACUAGGGAGCUUGAUCAUUAUUGGGGACAGAUAUUGCUGUUUUAUUGUCGUCAGUAUAUCUAGCUAGCAUCUGUAAUACUGCUUGUUUAUAGCCUGGUUUAUUAGCCGUAUGUCAUACGUAGAUUGCUGGCGAUAAAUCGCAAAUAGAAAUACUUCAUUUGAUAACUUUUCUUAAACGUAAUAAAGUUAACAAUUAAAUAUUUUUGAUGGACCGGUAGGGUUUGUCCUCCAUUUUGCCUUAGCUAACUAGAGCUUAUUCAACCAUUUGUGUCACUUAGCAAAUGAGUGUUGGGCAUGCUAACCACAAGUCAGAGUUUAGGAUUACUUUUUGCCUCGCAGCCUAAUGGUGCAUACUUCGUUUCAGCGGUUGAUGCAUUGGCUGCUUCUUGGCAGCGUCUCAAAGAGCGUGUCGCAAUCCUGAUCACUGUCCAGCCCAAACAUGGGAAAGAAGAGCAGAGUCAAGACCCAGAAAUCGGGGACAGGGGCCACGGCAGUGGUGUCCCCCAAAGAGAUGAUGAACCUGAUCUCUGAGCUGCUAUCGAAAUGCAGCAGUGCAGCCCCAUCUCCAGGGAAGGAGUGGGAGGAGUACGUGCAGAUCCGAGGCCUGGUGGAGAAGAUUAGGAAAAAACAGAAAGGUUUGUCUGUCACGUUCGACGGGACGAGAGAGGACUUCUUCCCGGAGCUGAUGGCGUGGGCUGCAAAGAACGGGGCGUCGUGCGAGGGCUUCGAAAUCGCGGACUUCGCGGAGGAGGGCUACGGCCUUAAGGCCUCCAGAGACAUUAAGGCAGAUGAGUUAUUUCUGUGGAUCCCCAGGAAAAUGCUGAUGACCGUAGAAUCCGCCAAGAACUCGGUCCUCGGCCCGCUCUACAGCCAGGACCGGAUCCUGCAGGCCAUGGGCAACGUGACGCUGGCCUUCCACCUGCUGUGCGAGCGGGCCGACCCCGCCUCCUUCUGGCUGCCCUACAUCCAGACGCUGCCCGGCGAGUACGACACGCCGCUCUACUACGAGGAGGACGAGGUGCAGCACCUGCAGUCCACUCAGGCCAUCCAGGACGUCUUCAGCCAGUACAAGAACACCGCGCGCCAGUACGCCUACUUCUACAAAGUCAUACAGACUCACCCGAACGCCAGCAAACUGCCCUUGAAGGAUGCCUUUACCUUCGAUGACUACAGGUGGGCCGUGUCCUCCGUAAUGACCCGGCAGAACCAGAUCCCCACCGAGGACGGGAGCCGGGUCACCCUGGCCCUCAUCCCGCUCUGGGACAUGUGUAACCACACCAACGGGCUGAUCACGACUGGUUACAACUUGGAAGAUGACCGGUGCGAAUGUGUGGCCCUGCAGGACUAUAAAGAAAACGAGCAGAUAUACAUUUUCUACGGGACGCGGUCCAACGCCGAGUUUGUGAUCCACAACGGCUUUUUCUUUGAGAGCAACGCCCACGACCGGGUGAAGAUCAAGCUGGGGGUGAGCAAGAGCGAGCGGCUGUACGCCAUGAAGGCCGAGGUCCUGGCGCGCGCUGGCAUCCCCGCGUCCAGCAUCUUCGCCUUGCACUGCAGCGAGCCGCCCAUCUCCGCCCAGCUCCUGGCCUUCCUCCGCGUGUUCUGCAUGACUGAAGAGGAGCUGAAGGACUACCUCGUGGGCGACCACGCCAUCAAUAAGAUCUUCACCCUGGGCAACACGGAGUUCCCCGUCAGCUGGGAGAACGAGAUAAAGCUGUGGACCUUCCUGGAGACCAGGGCCGCCCUGCUCCUCAAGACCUACAAAUCCACCUCUGAGGAGGACCGCCUGCUCCUGGAGAAGCCCGACCUCUCCUUCCACUCGCGCGUGGCCAUCAAGCUGCGCCUGGCGGAGAAGGAGAUCCUGGAGCGCGCGGCGUCCGGCGGCCGAGCCAAGCGGGAACACUUCCAGAAGCAGCUGGAGGAGGGGGCGCCGCUGCCCAAGUACGAGGAGAGCAGCAUCUCCCUGCUGGAGAACUCCGACUCCGACUCCAAGCUGCCCAUCAUCCUGCAGAAGCUGGAGGAGGCGGAGAGCGCAGAGCGGGACCUGGGCAUGGGCGCCGAGCUGGUGGAGGUGGAGGCCGAGCCGGAGGCCGGGGAGGGGCCCCGGGCCCCGCUGCUCAACGGGGAGGGGAAGGCGGUGCACGACGACAACGCGGACCCAGGUCCCGCCGGCCAAGAGACGGAGAGCGGCGGCAAGCUGGAGAACGGCGGCAAGCUGGAGAACGGCGACGCCGCCUCGCAAAGCGACGACGACCAAAGUGCCAGACGAACUGGAGACGAAGCCAAAGACGAUGGUAACUAACCCGCCCCGGGCAGAGCUGCGGCCCUACGGUCCCCUCAUUAUUUAUUUAUUUUUUUUCGUCUCUCCGAGUGACUAAAAGAAAAAAAAAAAAACAAAAAAAAAAACCCACCACACAGAAAAGGAAAAAAAAAAAAAGUAACAAAAAAGGAACAAAAAGAAUGGACUGAAAAGGAAGAACUUGCGGCGGUCUGUUUGUCUCGUGUGGCUUAGAUACGUGUGCGCUGCAGACAGAGCCAUUCAGCUUAGCGCUGCUCAUACUGUAUGCACUUAACCAAGCCCUCAGAGAUGUGUGCGAGUCCGACAUUUUAUCUCCUUUUUUUCGUUUUUAACAAAGCCACACUGCUGUCUGUUGCGUUUGCAUAUAGGACAGAAAUGCGGGAUAAUUCUAGGAACACAUUUUACUCAUAAUCAAAGCUUUGUAUUUCUAGUGAAGUAAACCUCUUUAUUUGAAGAUGAGCCUAAGGUAGACCUGAGCUUUGGAGGAACUGCUGGUGGGUCCUGCCCUGGUCCUCAACCGGCAUCAAUGCCUGAAUCAUCCUGGGGAACAACCUCGAACCAUUCAGCAGGUUAUUAAAAAGCAGCUGGUUACCGGUUUGGGUUUAACAAAUGAUUCGGUUAAAUUAUUCAGUCAGUUUUUACAGAGUUAGGCAACCUUUUACUUUAAAGCUUAAAUUAACGUUUUUCCUUUUAUCCCUGAGUAGAAUUAAGAGUUUUUGGAUGAAUGUACCUGGAACAGAAACCUGCGUCUGUUUGUUUCCAUGUCUCAUACCUGGUCAGUGAAUUUAUUUUCAAACGACAAUCUUUCCUUUUGUGUUGGUGUCAGUUCCUCUUUGUUGAGAUGGUCACUGUUUUCAUCUUGCACUGGUGAAUGUGAAGGAUUGAUUUUUUUUUCUCCCCACUGUCCCCAGGCAAAAUAUUUGAAAUUGAUGUUUAAAAAUGAUCCUGUUAUUUUGUAUGAAAAUAUGUGCAGGUAUUGAUAAAAAGAAAGAAAAAAACUUGACAGGUAAUGGAGUUACCGUAAUUGCUAAACUGAUUUGUGAAUGUAAUUCAGGAUUUGAGGUAUUGUAUUACAUAACAUGUUUAUAUUAGCUAUAUAAAGGUCACUGAUAAGCAACAGUGGCAGCACUGCUGUUACCCCUUGGUAAAAAAGUUGAGGUCUAUGGACAAGUCGUUUUGGAUAUUAACAAUGCAACUCUCAAGAGAAAAGAAUUUUUCUGAAUCACAUUUCUUUGUGUUGUUACCAGUGUUACAUUUUUCAUUUGCAGAUUUUGUUGUAUCGGAAAGCCUUAACAAUCUGGUAUUCUGUGUUUUGUUUUCCACCUAACAAGAAAUAUAAAUCACAAUGCAGCCUUGGCUAAAGAUGUGGGUGUAGUAUAUCUACUUCUCCACUGUAGUGCACCUUCACCUUUUAAUCAUAUCCUGUCUGCACUGUUUUAUUAUUUUUAUUUUAUUUUUUUUAAUUUGUCUUUGCCCACAGACAAUACGCUGCUUUCUACUAUGCUUCAUUUUAAGAUGGCUUUUGACCGUCAACCUUGCAACAAUCUUGAUGUAACUGCAGCUCUGUGUAUACAUUUAUAGUCACUGGGAGCCUUGGAGCUUUAACAGUGCUCGAGUCUCAUUGUUCAGGGCCCGAAGCGUCGCUAUCGAGCCGCGACCGGUUUUCGGACGGAUCGUUCCGCGUUCGGCCGCUUCGCGCGCGAGGCUCGCCGGAGUUCGGCGGGGAGGAGUCGCUUUGCGGAGGAUAUCUUCAGCGAGCGGGUGGCGCCCGCUCCUCCUUUCAAAAACGGGAGAUUAAAGUUGGACUCAUUUUCCACCCGA